AAUAGCAUUGGUGGGCGUGCGGGGAUGCGGCGCCGGGGACAGCGGAGGAGACCCGGACCCUCCUCCGCCUGCUUUGGUUUCUGCGCCCCCCUGCUCGCCCUGGCGCUGUCCCUUCUGCGGGCAUUCCCCUCAGUUCAUUCUCAUAAAGUAGAUCCUAGUGGAUUGAAAGUUGUCGGAUCAACCAAUUUGCCAGUCAAAGUUUACGUCAAGUUGAAUCAUAACAGUCCACGUAUUCUAUGUGUAACAAAUCGUCUGAGAAAUUCGGAAUUGAUCGAUCCAAUAUUCCAGUGGCAUGGACCAGAAGGCGACCUGGUUACAGAAAAUCGAACUGUGAAAAUAACACCAACAGGAACUUUACUAUUCCGACACUUCAAAAUCGAUAUGAGUGGAGUCUACACGUGUUCCCUUGUGUUUAAGCCAACCAUAGAGCAAGCUGAGAAAAACUAUUUAAUCAAAUAUGUUGUUUAUGCGUAUUCUGAUCCUAACUUUUACUAUGAGUUUACAGCCCGAUAUCAUGCUGCUCCCUGCAACAGUAUCUACAAUACUUCUUUUGAGAAGAAGUUGCUUCAGAUACUGAGCAAGCUUAUUGUUGAGCUAUCUUGUGAGGUUACAUUACACAAGUCAGAGUGUCAUCAUGUGAAAAUGCAGAGAGCUGGAUUGCAAAAUGAAAUCUUCUUUACUUUUACAGUUUCUUCUCUAGAUACAGAAAAAACCAAAGGUCCUUGUGAGAAAGGAGCAUGCGACAUAGCAAGAAGAUUACGAAAGGCAAAAGACCUAAUAGAGAAAUUUUUCAAUCAACAAGUUGAAGUUCUUGGGAAACGGACAUCGCCGCUGCCUGAGAUCUACUACAUUGAAGGCACUCUUCAAAUGGUGUGGGUUAAUCGCUGUUAUCCAGGCUAUGGAAUGAAUGCUCUCUUACAUCCAGAUUGUCCUAACUGUUGUGUGGUUUGCAGUCCAGGAUCAUUUAACCCUCAUGAAGGAGUUCACUGCCUGCAAUGCAACAAAAGUUUGGAAUAUGGAGCAACACAUUGCUAACAGGAUGCCAGCAUAAACUUUUUUGCUAUGUUUAAUAGCACAAUGUAUUUGAUUUAUAUCUUGGUGAUACAAAUAAAAUAAUUUUAUGAAAACUCUCAUUUAAUUUGUAUUACAUCAGCAUAUUGCAUUUGUCAUCAUUAGCAGAAAAACUACAUUCUAUUUUGCUGCCCCUCGUAGUUUCAGUUAUUUUUGUGGCCGGGCAUGUGGUUUUACUUUUGAGAAACCAAGUCUCUUCCAAAUAUUUGUGGCCUUAAGACCUUUAUCAAGUUUGAGACUGAUCUAGUAUAUCAAUUUCGGUGUAAGAUCAGUGUGAUAAAAUGAAGAUGAACCAGUACUGUGCAUUAGAUAAGAGGCAUCUUUUAAAGUGGGGAAUGUCUUAUAUUUGGCAGGACAACAACUGCCUAUUUCCCAUCUCUUCAGUGGCUUCGGUUGGUACCAUGUGUGUGUGUUUUAAAUUAGAUUAUGAGCCCUUUGGGGACAGGGAUUCAUUUUUUUCCUUUUGCUAUGUAAACCGCUUGGAGGACUCCCCCCUAUCUCCGCCCUUGAAAAGUGGUAUAUACAUUUUUAAAAAAAUAAUAAAAUUGUAUUCAGUUGUUUUAAUAAUAAAAUUGUCUCCAGAGUUGUAUUGGAGAGACCUGAAUUCAGA
Hemicordylus capensis (graceful crag lizard) is the source of this 1681-nucleotide messenger RNA. RefSeq names its product zona pellucida binding protein (gene ZPBP). The coding region runs from base 25 to 1035 and encodes 336 amino acids. Gene Ontology annotation, cellular component: extracellular region; acrosomal vesicle; zona pellucida receptor complex. The transcript is spliced from 8 exons. Gene Ontology annotation, biological process: binding of sperm to zona pellucida; acrosome assembly. The record is from RefSeq and is a predicted model, not a curated record. NCBI's taxonomy places the organism in Eukaryota, Metazoa, Chordata, Lepidosauria, Squamata, Cordylidae.